CACGUGACCGGGCUGUUUCCGUGUCAGUGCUGUGAGCCGUGACAGCUGUAAUCCUCCAGACAAGCGUGAAUAGAAACCGAUACUGAUCAGUCUGUGAUUGAAAUGCUUCCAUCCUCCUGUGACACCUUUGUGGCUCUGCCUCCUUCCUCUGAGGGACAGCGCGUCAUUUUUGGGAAAAACUCGGACAGACCCUGCGAUGAAGUCCAAGAGGUUGUGUAUUUUGCUGCCAGAGACCAUGCGCCAGGGGAGAAGGUUGAGUGCACAUACAUACAGAUCGAGCAAGUCGCCCACACCUAUGCAGUGGUGCUGAGCAAGCCGGCUUGGAUGUGGGGGGCUGAGAUGGGUGCGAAUGAACAUCAAGUGUGCAUUGGGAAUGAGGCAGUGUGGGGCAGAGAGAGCGCUGAUGGGGACGAGGCUCUGCUAGGAAUGGACCUUGUCAGACUUGGUCUUGAGCGAGCCGACACGGCUGAGAACGCCGUCGACGUUAUCGCCGGCCUGUUGGAGAAGUACGGUCAGGGAGGCCCGUGUAUGGAGGAUCAAUGUGGCUUCACCUACCACAACAGCUUCCUCAUCUCAGACCGAAAAGAGGCGUGGCUGCUGGAAACCUCCGGGAGGCACUGGGCGGCAGAGAGAGUGGAAGGUGGCCAUCGGAACAUCUCCAACCAGUACGGAAUAACAACGAAGAUCGACAAGGAGCAUCCAGAGAUGAGGGAAUAUGCUCGAAGCAAAGGCUGGUGGGACGGGAAGUCGGAGUUCAACUUUGCCACGGUCUACUCCUUUCUUACCACAGCCAGAAUCGAGUCUGCUGGGACUCGGUACUGUGAGGGGAAGAGCUUGUUGGAAAAGAGAAAUGGUCAUAUUACCGCAGAGGCAAUGAUGGAUAUUCUGCGAGAUAAAGAGAGCGGCAUCAACAUGGAGGGCAUGUUCCUUACAACGGGAAGCAUGGUGUCCGUGGUACCCACGGAUCCGGCCCUGCCGGGCGUUCACUAUUUCACCGCAACUCCAGACCCCGAGAGGUCUGUUUUCAAGCCGUUCGUGUUUGUUGAGAACGCCCACGAGCUGAAGGAGACGACCUCCCCCAGCUUUGGUCCUGAUGAUCCGGUGAAGAAGAAACCCCGCUUCCAGAGCAAACCGGACCGCAAACAUCCGCUGUUUGUCAAGCAUAAGCUGAUCGCCGCCAUCAUCGAAUCUUACAAGGACAGAGGAGAGAAGAUCACACAAGGUCUGAGGCAGCUUGAGAAAGAGACGAUGACAGAGAUGGAGAAGAUUCUUGAAGUGGGCGUGAGACAGCCCGAUCUGCUGGUGAACCUGUUCAACGGCUCUGUCCAGAAGGAGCUGAGUGUUUACAGCAAAGCUUGAGAUGAUGGAGAAGGGCAGCGAGACUACAGUGUGUUUCCUGACGUGCUGCCUUGGAGUCAGGCUUAAUUACCAACAUGUCAAUAGGAUGAACCAGGAAGCACUUGGAGAAAUCAUUGCACAGAACUGUAAAUUAAUCCUGCAUUAUAGAAAAAAAAAAAAUCCUUUUAUUAACUGUAGACAAUAACAGUAUGUAUAAUUAAAGUUUUGAAAGUUUAUUGCAUCGCAGAUGUGCGGCAUUUGGCAGAACACUACAGAUUGAAAAGUUUAUUAAAAGGAUUUAUAAACAACUUGCAGCAAUAAAUUUCAUAAAACAUC
Molecule: messenger RNA, 1674 nt
Organism: Fundulus heteroclitus (mummichog)
Lineage: Eukaryota; Metazoa; Chordata; Actinopteri; Cyprinodontiformes; Fundulidae
Gene: scrn3
Product: secernin 3
Exons: 8
Coding region: 103-1359 (418 amino acids)
Biological process (GO): proteolysis
Molecular function (GO): cysteine-type exopeptidase activity; dipeptidase activity
Source: RefSeq, a predicted model, not a curated record